AUGGGCAAGCGAAAGUCAAAGAGAAAGCCGCCUCCAAAGGCUAAAGCAGUGGAACCACUGCAAACACAAUUCAAUUGUCCGUUCUGUAAUCACGAAAGAGUAUGCGAAGUUAAAAUGGAUCGAGAACGAAACGUGGGAUUCAUAUCGUGCCGCGUGUGCUCUGAAGAUUUUCAGACGCCAAUCAACUACCUCUCAGAACCCAUCGAUGUCUAUUCAGACUGGAUUGACGCCUGUGAAUCAGCAAAUGCGUGA
Molecule: messenger RNA, 252 nt
Organism: Cooperia oncophora
Lineage: Eukaryota; Metazoa; Nematoda; Chromadorea; Rhabditida; Trichostrongylidae
Source: the annotation of a GenBank genome assembly